AUGACUUAUACUCAUGAUCCUGUUGCUAUCGUCACCGCGGCGCUGGACCAAUUGCCGCCCCCCGAAUCGAUUUCAGAAGAAAAGCGUCUCCAGAUUUUAGCGGCGAUUGACAAAGCCCGUGUCGCUCUGGAGCCUCCGCUUGUCUCUGUCCAGAACCUUGUCUUCUCACACAUGGGACUUGUUGGUGUCCGAGUAGCUGUCAGCAUGGGUAUCUUUGACGCCUUAGCGGCUGGGGGUGAAUCACCUCAGACUCUGAGCCAAUUAGCCGAGAAGACCAAGGGUGAUGAGACACUCUUGCUGCGAAUUCUGCGUCUUCUUACCGUACACAAUCUCAUUGCCGAAACGGCUCAUCAGACAUGGAAGCCAUUGCCACUUGGCUUGGGAUUCGCCUCAGGCUCACCCUUACCCGAAGUGGCUAAGCAUUUGUACCCUAUUCCUUUCGCAUCUGCAAAGCUCAUAAGCUUACCAUGGACCAGCUACGCCAACAUGAAAGCUUCCGCGAAUCUGGACGAAUUCCUGGAGGCCACAGACUACCAAAACCCAACGGAUACCUACAACGGACCAUGGCAGUUUGCAUACAAGACCAAAGACCACUACUUCGACUGGCUGACGCAGAACCCAGAAGACGCCCACGCGUUCAACGUAACAAUGCGCAUUAACCGUCAGGUAGAAGGCGCACAGUGGUUUGACAUCUACCCCGUCGAAGGAAGACUGAGUGUAUCCUCGAACGACCGCGUCCAGCUAGUAGACAUCGGCGGCGGAUUGGGACACGAUCUUGCAGGUUUGAAGCGCAAAUUCCCCAAUCUUCCUGGUCGCCUGGUUCUCGAAGACCUACCGGAUGUUAUCGAACACGCCAAGGAGUCGAUUGAAGAUGGCAUUGAGGUUGUCGGGUACGACAUGUUCACUGAGCAGCCGCUGAAGGGUGCCAAGGCGUACUAUUUGCGUACUGUGCUGCAUGACUGGCCGGAUAAGCAGUCGCUGCUGGCGCUUGCCCGUGUUCGGGAGGCUAUGGCUGACGACUCAGUGCUGCUGAUUAAUGAGAAUACCUUGCCUGAGGUUGGCGCGUCGAGCUUCUCGGUGUCGUUGGAUAUUAACAUGAUGAAUAUUUUUGCUGCUUUGGAGCGGACGGAGAAGCAAUGGGUUGAUCUGCUGGAGCGGGCUGGCUUCAGGGUGGUCAAAAUUUGGCGCGCUGACUAUGAUGGUGUCGGAUCGAAUGCGUUGUUCGAGGCUGUCGCUUGUCAACUGUGA
Penicillium antarcticum is the source of this 1248-nucleotide messenger RNA. RefSeq names its product S-adenosyl-L-methionine-dependent methyltransferase. The coding region runs from base 1 to 1248 and encodes 415 amino acids. Lineage: Eukaryota; Fungi; Ascomycota; Eurotiomycetes; Eurotiales; Aspergillaceae. The transcript has 3 exons. Gene Ontology annotation, molecular function: O-methyltransferase activity. The record is from RefSeq and is a predicted model, not a curated record.